AUGGACUUUGGGUGGCCCGAGGGGGAGGGGCUGGCCCUCUCCUGCCCUCCACUGCCCUUUACUCCCCCACCCCGGCCCCCACCUCCCCAGGGGACUGGGUCACUCUGGACCUUGCUACUUCCUGCUCCUGGCCGCCACUGCUCAGAGGCUAUGGAGCUGUGGAAGCAGCUGAGGCAGGCUGGACUGGUGCCCCCAGGGCUGGGCCCACCCCCGCGGGCCCUGAGGGUGGUGCCCCCAGCGAAGAGGGUGGGUCAGACCCUCAUGUUCCCAGGGGCUGACACUGGAGGUGCCAGGGAGAGUCUGCUGUGGCUCUGGAAGGAGCUGGUGAACCUCCGCCUAGUGGAUGUCCAGCUGCUGGGCCAGCUAUGCAGCCUGGGGUUGGAGAUGGGGGCACUUCAGGAGGAACUGAUCACCUUCCUGGAAGAGGAGGAGGACGGAGAGCUGGAGGGGAAGCAGGAGGGGGCCAGCGGUCCAGCCCCAGGUCACCGCCUCCCUGACUUUGAAAUGACUAUCUGAGGCCCUGCUGCUGUGCUUUCGGACCCACGAAUGCGCCACCUGCAGGAGACAGGCAGAUAUCUGCGGAUGGCAGCCGACGAGAAGCAGGGCUGCAAAUAUAACUCUUGCCCAGGUGCACAUUUGUAGAAAAGAUGCC
Molecule: messenger RNA, 652 nt
Organism: Kogia breviceps (pygmy sperm whale)
Lineage: Eukaryota; Metazoa; Chordata; Mammalia; Artiodactyla; Physeteridae
Gene: ERICH4
Product: glutamate rich 4
Source: RefSeq, a predicted model, not a curated record